Messenger RNA from Mercenaria mercenaria, 2781 nucleotides. RefSeq lists its product as uncharacterized. The record is from RefSeq and is a predicted model, not a curated record. Gene Ontology annotation, molecular function: growth factor activity. Lineage: Eukaryota; Metazoa; Mollusca; Bivalvia; Venerida; Veneridae. The transcript has 2 exons. Bases 962 to 2245 code for a protein of 427 amino acids.
AGUUAUGUGUGUAUUUAAUGCGCUCUUUGCGACUCUGGAGAGCUUUUAAGAUAGCACAAAAAACACAUUUUUGUGAAUGGAAAAAUCUCACGCGUGGGAAGCAUUUAGACGUAAAAGAAGCACACGCGAUUAAAACAGACUUGCGAUUGGUCAACUGGUUUACAGCGUCGCUAUUUUAGAGUGAAUUUAUGAAUGUGAAACAUUCCGUCUCGGUUCAUGGAGACAGGGAAAUUAAUGUUUAUGUAAAUGCGAAGAGUCUUAUGGAAAUGUGAAGAAAAAGGUUACAAAUAGCCAUUGAAGAUAAGACAUUCAUUAGGGAGUGGUAUACGAAAAGAGAAUUUCCAUGACUUGAUACCAGUAAAACGGAGAGUUUUAAAUGGAAUUUCUUCGAGUCGUCCUGAGAUUAUUAGCAACCGGUCUCGUAUUGGGAUUCUCUGUAACUCAGAAUCAUAUAGCGGAUAGCUAUAAUAUCCGAUAGAUAUACUUAAUCAUUUAAUAUAUCGUUGCAGGGCCGCAGUGACCAGUAGAUCUUGCUACACGCUAUUGGACGGAUGGACAUUGGUUAGCGUUGUAAAGCCUCUGGGCGCCCGCAGAAACAGUUGUUUGCAAAACUGAUUUUGAUAAAUUCGCGGAACUGUAUUUAUGCAUUUCGACAUUUGAAUUCAAAUAAGACGUUUGAUGAAUCAAGAAUGGAAAGAUUGUUUGCAUGACUGAGAUAAGAAUUAACUGGAAAAGGUUACGCAUUAUUUUAUGCACGGUGACCUAUAUUGCAAAGAUCACGCUAUAACUUUUAAUACUAUCACAUUUGCAAAGCACGUUAAAAAUGGAUGUUGUGUAACUACUGUUUAUGUAACGUUUAUAAGGACACAUUACUAGUUAACUGUUUAAAACAGUUGUGACUUAAAUACGAUGUAAAUAAAUACUGUCGAAAACUAACGGCGUGUUUAUACAUUUUACAAGGAUGUCGCGGUUAGUUUUAAUUUGGUUUAUAUUUAUAGUGCUACAUUCUUACUGCAAUAGAUAUUCGCUAGCGCAGGACAUCUCGCAAAUUCAGCCUACUAUUGAGAAAGAGAGACAAAUAGUUCGGAUAAGGAACAAAAUUUUAAAAGAAUUAGUGAACAAUGGAGCAAAAAUAUCGCGAUCUGAAGCGACAAAUCGUAUAGAACAGAUUAGAGAACAAGAAACUGUUGCGAAAGAGGAGAUUAAAACAGACUUGAAAAAUGAUAUUAAAAUCGGACCGGUUCCGCAAGGCACGUCAAAAGUGAUGGUAACACUUGGCGAACCAGUGUCGCAAGCACGGGACAAAUGCCUUGUUUUCAAUAUUGCUAAAUACAUAAAGAACGUUGAGCACAUUAUUCCGAAAAAAAUUAAUUUGUGGAUACAUUUACGCAAACGAGGAAACCAAAAGAGUAAAAAGAAAAAGAACAAACAGAGCGAUAAAGCAGUGAGAGCUGGUGCAACCGAAAACCAAAGAGGUAAAGAAAAUAAUGAUACCGCUAGAAGGAAGGGAAGAAGGAAAAACAGAAAAAGAAGACAUGGAAGAAGAAUAAAGCUUUUCAUCUCGGACGGGACAAAGACGUUAGUUAAAAUGCGAAUGAGAGUAAGUAAAACGAAAUGGUACAAAAUUGAGUUACCGAUAUCUCAAUUCCCAGAUGUUAUAAGUGUAAAUGAUAGUUUUACGUUGUGUUUUAAAUGUAAACGUUGCAGUAAGAAGGUAAAAAUGGACUUAUACAGAAAGGGAAACAGAGCCCGAGAGUUGAAUACACAAGGUGUAGCUCCAGAAACAACCACGGAUCCACCUACAAUUCCAUUCAUUCAUUUUGAAGAGCCUCGAUCUCAUACUGUUUACAGAUAUCAGCGAUCUACUGACGUCAUAAGGAGAUCCAGUGACGUAAUAAACAAUAAACGUCGACGUCGUCAUAUUGAGCGGUCUAGACCGUCUCAAAAUAAAAAGACUUGCUGCUCGGAAGAUAUAUAUAAAGAAGAAAUUUCAAAGUUGUUCCCAAGCAUUUUAUAUCCAGAAUCUAUCAACAUUAGCUUAUGUGCGGGACACACCGACUCAUUUAUAGACCAACCGUUACUAUCUCAAACUAAUUCAAGUCAGACUCUAUCUAAUGAUAUAGAAUGUGUACCAUCUUUAUAUGAACCAUUUAAAUUUAUAUAUGUUAACAAGCACUUCAAAGUGAAACAUGCCAGCAUUCCAGAUUUAAUACCAGUCGGAUGUUCUUGCCGUAAGUUAUCAUAAUCAUAUGGCAUAUUUAAAGCCCUUAUGUAAAAGAUAGUAGAUACUAGUAUAAAUAUCCGUUCAGUAACUAAUUGUCAAAUUUUUUUCUUAUUACAAUUUUGUUGUGCGUUAUGUUUUAAAGUUUGAUUAUUUCCAAAUUUUGUAUUUGAAAAACGAACCUAUAAAGUAUCCAUUGAAUGCACACGUUAUUUGCGUGUUAGGUUAAAACAGUACACGCUUAAUAGAAGUAUACCUAGCCACGUUAUGAAAUUGCACUACAACCAAAAAGCUGUUGCUGUGGCACUGUAUUUCAUUUAAUUGUGAAUAAAGCUUAGUCAAUUAUAGUACAUUUUAUGAAGGUGUUCUACUGUGUAACAUUUGAUAUUGAUAUCUUAUGAUAAUUGUUAAAUGCACAAUGUGUGUAGUCUGUCCUUAAAUAAUAGCAUACUGAUAUGUUGUCCAGGCAACUGGUAUGCUGGUAGAUGGAGUAGCAAACAUGUAAUAUACCAGCCGAAUUGAAAGAUAAAUGAGCCGUGCCAUGAGAAAACCUACAUAGU